GGUUCGUGCAUCGAAGCCUUAGUCUUGACGAUAUCACGCUCAUCAAGACCGUCAUGAACUGCACUAUCAACGAUGUGCUAGUUGGUGUGACUUCAGCAGCUCUUUCACAAUAUUACUUCAGGAAAUCUGGAGACACUAACACAAAGAGAAUCUGCUUGCGAUCAAUCCUCCCUGUCAACACAAGGCCAAUCUCUAGUCGACAAACAUACGUUACCAAGGUCGAGAAGGGGAAUCGACUUAGCAGUCUCAUCUAUCCAUUUCAUAUAGCCUUGCCCAAUGAUCCCCUUGAGUAUGUUCGCAAGGCAAAAAGGUCUAUGCAUAGGAAAAAGAGCUCUUUAGAAGUGAAGUUUAUACAAGUGGUUGUUGAAUUUUUGGUGAAAUACUUUGGCGCAAAGACAGGAGCUUUUAUCUUCCGCCUAUUUGCCACACGUACAAGCAUACUCUUAUCAAAUGUUGUUGGGCCAUCUGAACAUAUAACGCUAUGUGGGCACCCAAUUUCCUUCAUGGCAAUCACCGCCUACGGGCAACCACAGAGGACGAGCAGUAGGAUAAAGGAUCAGAUUGAAGGUGGCAACCGCAUGCACAGUAGAGUGGUCCAAAUAUCACCAAACUUCUUCAAUGUGGGAUGGAGAUUGGUUAGGCGCCACACUCUCCGGCCAGAAGAAAAUGUGAAGAAUAUGACUAUAUGUCUUCAGUGGCACCCAAUCAAUGCGUUAAGUCCUGGAGUUUGGCUCGGCAUAUAUGGUAAAACUUGCAAGAGAGAUCUAAGAAAACUCAUCGGUGUCAACCGAGGCACUGAUCAUGCACUUCCUAAACUACGGUAGCACUAUCCGGGUAACUCUGGCAGUUGAUGAUGCACAAUUCCCAGAUUGUCAUAAGCUUUUAGAUGAUUUUGCUGACUCCAUCAGGCUCAUUAAGGAUGCGGCCGAUCUCAAGACAUUAACAACAUCGAUCAUGAAUGACUGAGUAAUGAAUAGUUGGAUAGGUGGGCCAUGUCAAUAGCACACAUAUAUUAAUUGGAUUAGUAAAAGUACACACAACUCUGUGUAUAAGUAUAGUGUGUGCGUGCGCUAUGUAUGUAUUUUAAUGUGUUGUUUAUGUCUAUCACUAUAAGACUUGUGUUGAAGGUUUCCUUUGUUACAA
Molecule: messenger RNA, 1143 nt
Organism: Triticum aestivum (bread wheat)
Lineage: Eukaryota; Viridiplantae; Streptophyta; Magnoliopsida; Poales; Poaceae
Product: wax ester synthase/diacylglycerol acyltransferase 4
Exons: 7
Coding region: 54-824 (256 amino acids)
Biological process (GO): triglyceride biosynthetic process
Cellular component (GO): plasma membrane
Source: RefSeq, a predicted model, not a curated record